UAAUUUUUAUUAAUGUUUAGGGUAUACAUAAUAACAUAUAUAAUGGAAGCUGAUAAUGAAUGGGAGUUAUCCAAAGAAAAUAUCCACCCAUUGCGAAGUGGUAGACGAAUGAAGGACCUCAAAGAGGCUAUGACUGAAGACUCAGUUGUGUUCCGAAAUGCUAUACAAGAUUUUGAAACACAGCUAAGAUGCACAGAAGGGGAAGAACAAUUGGAUUCAUGGUACAGCUAUAUUUCCUGGAUGGAACAGCACUAUGCUAAAAAUUGGCAAGAGGCAUUAGAAUUGAUGAAAAGAUGUGUAGCCCACUACAAAAACAAGCCUGAAUUCAAUCAAAAUGGCAAGCUUGUUCACAUUUGGAUAAAACUGAGCGAAAGGAUGGAUGACCCAAAUGAGAUUUUCAAAUAUCUCUUUGAUCAAGAUAUUGGUACAUCAUUAGCAAUUUUUUAUAAAUCAUGGGCUGAACAUUUGGAGUUGAUAGGUUCUUUCAAAAAAGCUGAUGAGUUAUAUAAUCUUGGGAUUAACCGAAAUGCUGAACCUGUUGGUAUUCUUCGGCAAAGUAAAAUAGAUUUUGAUCAUCGUAUGUGUAAGAGGACUGAGACUGAGGAUAUUUCACAACCAGAGCAACAAAGUACACGAAAAGUUCUUGGUGCAUUAAAAGUCAGUAAACAUGGAAAAAUUGGAAAUGAUAGAGUAAAACUGAAAUCAAAUAGUUCCUCAAAGGUAAAUGCUGGAAGCUCUCAUAGCAAGUCCAACAAGCAUUCAGGGUUUGCUAUAUAUGGAGAUGAAAACCCCACACCAGCUCUACCUGUUGGGGCAGGCACUGGUCAAAUAAAACAACUUCCUGUUGACCCUGCAAUACAUAGAGAAAAUCAAAAGAAAAUGGAAAUGCUAAAAGGAGCAAGGGUAAAAGGUGUAGGUGGUGUAUCAUCUGUCUCGCAAAAAUUUAAUAUAUAUUCUGAAGAAGAAGCACUGCCACAAAACCCAACACCAAAACAAGUUAUUUUGAGUGCUCGUAAACCACUAAGUACAAGGAAAUCCGAGAGAGAUCCAUAUCGAUUUUAUGACCCCAAUGAGAAGUCUGAUCCAAACGUUGUUCUAAAGUAUUGCAAACAUGUUAUUUAUAUGGGUUCCAAAGAAAUAUCAUUUGAGGAAUUAAAAUCAGAACUUCCGAAAUACUCCAACACACAUUCAAGGAAAGGUGUACGUUCCAAACUUACAUUUGCAAACGAACCAAUCAAGAAUCAAGCAUCUGAAGCACCUGCAAUUUCUGAAGAAGCGUGUCUAACCACCAUAAUUGACAAUGACGUAAAUGAUGAGUUUUUUGAUGCUGAUAUAAAAUCUGCUGCUCCCUCAGAUGUUACAUUAAUUCUUAAGACAAUGGGCGAAAACACGUUUGGGCUGCCUAAGUACGAAAGCACUAAGAUUUUAAACAAAAUAAUGCUUCCACCUGUUACAGAUGUGCACAUGAAAACACCAAAUACGAAAAGCAGCCAUCAAAAUACUGACAUUCUUAUGCCAUCACCUGGUACUGGUAAAACAGAUUUUAUGCUGUCCGAGCUUGAUCAAACCCGUACUAUAAAACUUAAUAAUAUGGGAAAUAACAUUGAAAAAAUGGAGUUUGGAUCACCAAUACAAAAAUUAAAACCAAGCACUCAGAAUUAUUUAGACGAGUUAGACAAGACAAGGCAGAUUUGUGUAGAUAACGUUGGUAGCAGUAUUUCACAAGAUAUAGUCAAUAAAGUGGAAGCUGAUGAACUGGAGCAGUUAAAACAAUUGAGUGCACUCUCAGGUGUCACGUUAGAUAUUUUUGGAGAGCAGAAACUGAUGUUGCAAAAUAAGGGCCAAUCAAAACCUGUAACAACGUCGUGCACUGACAAUGCAACAUAUCCUGACAAUGCUAUGCCUGAUGUGCAAAACGAAAGUUUGAUUGCACAGUUAAAAGCAUUGAAUGCUUCAGAAGAUUUUGAGACCAAUUCAAAGCAUUUAUCUGAAAUGUGUUUUCAACAGUCUGUUUUGAGCAAAACACCCACGAUGACAUACAAAGGAGAAAACUUAUGCGCACCUUCACCAACGGUUUACACACGAAAUGCGAUGAGCAAUGUGAAGGCAAUGUUUUCUGAAUCAUUUGAUCAGGAAAAAGGCAAUAUUUCCUUUGAUGGCAUGCCAAAGUUAAAUUUUGACAUGUACUUUGAUGAUGGUGGUGCUGGUUGUGCACAAGGCACAGAAAUCACUGAUAAUUUUGGAAAACAACAAAAUAGCAAACAAUUCUCGAUAUUCAGUGAUGCACCUGGGAUUUCAAAGUCAACAAAACCAUUUCAAAUAUACAGCGAGAUUGACGAAGAAAUUCCUCAAGAUAAAAAUAAAAACAAGAAACCUACGAAACCUGCAUUUGAUAUUUUCACAGACAAGAACGAUGUUUUGGAGCAGUCAAAUGAUUAUCACAUGAAAACUGAUCCUACGAUACCAGAUGAAGAAAAAACAAGCUAUAUAGGCAUGCCUACAAGGCCAGUUUCGACUCCCGCGUCAUCAGAUUGGUCUUCUGUGACAUUUGGCCAAAAUCUGAGUGAGAUUACUACUGGAAUAAAAUUUAUGAAGCCAGACAUCUCUGAAUUGCAAUCUCAGUCCAGUAUCAACUUGAGCACUAUUCAAGAGCGAAGCAAUGAAGAUGUGUCAGAAAAAUUCGAGUUGUGUAUUGACAUAUACUCCAAUCCUCUGAAAACUCAUUUACUUUCAGGGGUUGAACCUCAAAUAAAAUCAUCUCAAAACUUCUUACUUGUAUCCGGACCACUUCCAAAGUUACAAGGGGCAAGCACUGAACUACAUCUAGGUCCGAGACAUAUCCGCAUCAAUAAAUGUUUGCUUAAAGGUGGUCUUUCUGCUACAUACAAAGCAGUUAACCAUGAAAACCAAAGUGUUUCAUUAAAGAUUUCAAAGAGUGAUGAUUUUGAAAUAUUAUGGGACUUUUACAUCACUAAUGAAAUUUACAACAGACUGUCAGCAGAGUUAAACCAAGAUUAUAAAAACAGUUUUGUCCAUCAUAACAUGCUAUAUAAAUACUCUGAUUGCUUGUGUGUAGAAACACAGUUCUACAGUGAAGGAACAUUAAAGGAUUUAAUCGAAUUGCACAAAAAACACAACUGCGCUAUUGAAGAACCUCUUGCCAUGUUGUAUACGUUCGAGAUACUUCGUAUUAUACAUACUAUGCAUAAUAUCAACAUCAUCCAUGGACGCAUAUCCCCAGAAAAUUUUCUGCAAGCUAAUUGUGAUUUGACGGAGGCUGGUCCAUUGGCGAUGAGGUGUUUAAAGUUGAAAGAUUUUGGCAGCAGUAUAGAUUUAUCUUUGAUGCCUGAUCCAAAUAAUGUGAUGUUUACUGGUUCCAACAACUCUGACUCCUUCGAAUGUGAAGAAAUGAGGACCGGCAGACCAUGGAAAUACCAGGUUGAUUUAUACGCAGUUGCUGCAACCAUCCACGUGCUAAUAUUUCAAAAUUUCAUGAACACUUAUGUUGAACCCAAGACUAAACUGCUACGCAUAUGUAAUCCAAUGAAAAGCGGCUGGAAUACAGAAUUAUGGUCGAGUAUUUUUUUGCAUUUGAUUAAUCCGUCGUUGAGUACAAAUAUAUCAUUCACGUUGUUGAGUGAACUGGCUAAACACUUAACCACAACGGAAAAUAUAAGCAAGCUGGAAGAGGCGAUCAUGAAAAAAGACGAUUUGUUGAUGAUGAAUGAUGAGUAAGCACUUUUGACAGCGUCCCUAAUCACUGGUAUGACGUAAUGGUUCGUAUUGAAUGAAAGUGCAGAGUUUAAUUUUUCGAUUUUGUAAGAUAAUUUUAAUUUUAAGAUUGAACUGUAAUAUUUUCGUACCUCAUUGCCAUAACUAGUAUAUAGAAAAGUAGGUCAUCUUACAGACCCACAUAACAGAAUAA
Messenger RNA from Hydractinia symbiolongicarpus, 3925 nucleotides. RefSeq lists its product as uncharacterized. Gene Ontology annotation, biological process: mitotic spindle assembly checkpoint signaling; protein phosphorylation; meiotic sister chromatid cohesion, centromeric. The coding region runs from base 13 to 3735 and encodes 1240 amino acids. The record is from RefSeq and is a predicted model, not a curated record. Lineage: Eukaryota; Metazoa; Cnidaria; Hydrozoa; Anthoathecata; Hydractiniidae. The transcript has 18 exons. Gene Ontology annotation, molecular function: ATP binding; protein kinase activity.